AUGGAGCAAAUGAAGAUGAUCAAAACUCUACAACAAUCUCAACAAGAAUAUAAAUCACCAUUUUGUUGGUACGAUAUAGUAGCAGAUAUGUUGGUGAAAGUAAUCGCAGACGAGGAAAGAAUCCAGCAACAAGAAACAACUCAUUUGAACAGGAAAAAUAAUCUGAAUACAAUAAUAAAAGAAAAAAAAAUAAGAUAUGUUCCUUGUUCACAAUUUAAGCCAAAGGAAAAUUAUUUAAUAGAUCGAAAAGAUCAUCCAUCACUUUUAAGACCAACUAGAGAUACCGAGUUUGAAACAAUGGAAUAUCCUGAGUUUGUUUCAAAACCUUUAAUGAAUUGUAAACUUAAUGAUAUUUCUUCUUUAACAAAAAAUUAUGAGAAUUAUGAAUCACCAUUUUUAAAAUGUCCAUUAUGUGGUUGGGAAGAUAUAAAAUAUAAGGAAAUUGAGGAAAACUCAAAAAAAGAUUAUACUUCUUGUUCUGGAUAUAAUAAAGACAUUUUUGGAGUUUAUACUAAUUGUGCUGGAUGUGACAAAGUUACACGUGAUAAUCUGGGCAACACUGAUCUAUCGAUCUAUUAUUCAAAAAAAAAUGUGAAUUAUUCUGGAGAUUCCGAAAUUUUACAGGAAUUACCAAAACAUACAUCUAAUGGAAAUUUAAUAACAACAAAAUCUAAAUCAAUAUCAGUAGAAUCUGUAAAAGAAAAACAAUAUCUAAAGACAUAUACAAAUGCAGAAGUACAAUAUAGUAUUGAUUCUAAAAAGAGUUCAAAAUAUGAUAUAGAAACACCAAUGCAAAUAAAUAUUCCUGUAAUGACAGAUAAAUUACAGCUUGAUACCAUAAAAGCUUCUACUCAUCUAAAAAUAAUUUUAUCAGAUCAAAAUAAAUCUUUAAAAUCAAAAUCACUUGCAAUAGAAAGUGCUUUUCAAAAUAUGAAAUUUAUAGAGAGUAAAAUUAUACAGAGUGCAAAAUUAGAAACAUCUACGAAAGAAAUACAAGUUUCUGAAGAUAUUCAUCAAUUCAAGAAAAAAGAAAUAGAUACUAAUACGAUCAAUUAUAUUGAUAAAGAAGUGCAGAAUACAGUUUGUAUAACAAAUGGAAUAAAAAAAUCUAUUUCACUUCAAACUUUAAAUCAAGUUGAUCAAAAAGAAAAUCAAACUGAUAAAUAUAGGAAAAAUUCUACAGAAUCAAAAGAAGUAUUAGUUAAUAUUAUAAAUCAAAUUUCGAAAGGAAUACAAACUACUAUUUUUGUAUCACGAGGAAAUUUAACUUGUCAUAUAUCUUUACAAAACAUGACAGAAACUGGAACUACUAUGUCCAUACACCAAAUUCGUAAUGUUGGUUGUGUAACAAAAGAAACUAAACAAUUUAAAUCGAACUUUGUACAAUGCGUUUCUAAAGAAAAAUUUCCAUCUUUAGUUCAAUCCAAAUCAUGUAAUUCUGUGACAUAUAUUCAAAAUAUGGAUUUGAAACAUUGUGUAAAAAAAAAAAGUCAAGAAUCUGAAGAUUCAUGUUUAAUAGACACGUGUCCACAAAAUAUAUUACAUCUUUGUAAAGAAGAUCCUUCCGUGAUGUCACUUUUACAACAACUUUUGCAGAAUAUAUUAUUCAUACAUGAAGAAAAAAUGCAAUAUGAUUAUAAAUAUUAUCCGAAAGAGAACUGUUUAAUCAAUGCAACAAAAAUGGUGUCAGCAAUCAAAAGUCAUAUCAUGAUGCUAGAAUUGAAAGAUAUCAAGGAACUGAAAGAAUCCUAUCAGAAAUUAAGUACAAAAUCAUUUCCUCAAAGAGUUCAAAAAAAACCCAGUUUAAAAAAAAUUGACACCUCUAUCUGUAACAAUAAAUUGAUAAUGACUGAAGAAAUAUUUGUGCCAUUAUUUCGAUCUACGAUUACAAAACAGGAUGAAAAACAAAAAAUAAUGGACAAAUUAAUAUUGGAUAGGAAAAAAAAGUUUUUAAUGGCAGAUAAAAAUGUUUGCACUUAUUUAAAUUGCAAAGAUAUUGGUAUCAAUGGAUCGUUUCAUCGUGAUAUACAAAUUCAAAGUGAUUCUCAAUUGUUCAAAGAUUCUGCAUGCUUAGCAAGAGAUAUAAAACAAAGAAUAAACGUAGGUGUUCAAAAACGAGAUCCUAUACUGGUUCGAGUGAUUAAAUGCAAUGAAAAUCAAGCAAUAAUAAAAUCGGAUAAAGAAACAUUAACUGUGAUGACAGAUUUGAAUUAUGGAAAGAAAUAUAUAAGUAAACGAAUAGAAACAUGUGGUCGAUCUACUUGUAUUCCAUCUACUAUUUGUAGAAAAUUGAGCGAAGCUAAUUUGAAAUGUGCUCUUUACAAGGAACGUGCAAAUCAAGUAAUCGAUAAUUAUCAUAAACAGUCAUUUAAGAAUAAUAUAUGCGAUAUAAAUUGUAAAAAUAAUAUAUUUUAUGACUGGACUGAUGUAACAAAUGAUGUUAAUUCGAAAAUUCCGAUGUGUGUAAGAUCGCAGAAAUAUAUGUAUGCAAGAAAUAAAUAA
Apis laboriosa (Himalayan honeybee) is the source of this 2502-nucleotide messenger RNA. RefSeq lists its product as uncharacterized. The record is from RefSeq and is a predicted model, not a curated record. The coding region runs from base 1 to 2502 and encodes 833 amino acids. Lineage: Eukaryota; Metazoa; Arthropoda; Insecta; Hymenoptera; Apidae. The transcript has 5 exons.